Pimephales promelas (fathead minnow) is the source of this 1142-nucleotide messenger RNA. The record is from RefSeq and is a predicted model, not a curated record. NCBI's taxonomy places the organism in Eukaryota, Metazoa, Chordata, Actinopteri, Cypriniformes, Leuciscidae.
UAUCGGCUGUGAUUUAAUUCAAAGUUUUGUGUGUAACGACGAAAGGGCCAACGCAACAGUGAGACUGGUUUUAAUCAAAACUGCAAUGACGUGGCUCAACGCUCAGAAGUAUUGCAGACAGCAUCACACAGACCUGGCCACUGUUAGGAGUCUAGACGACAACGCACAGAUCACCAACUUGAUUAAGGAUGUGACCAUGGCCUGGAUCGGACUGUACAGGGACUCGUGGAAGUGGUCAGAUCAGGCCAACUUUACUUCCUCAACCCAACUCAUUGCUCAGAGACUCAACACGAAGGGCCAAAACUGUGUCGGUCUAUAUAAUUCUAGUGCUUCCAUUGAUGAUCAAAAUUGCGCUUCAUCUUAUUACUUCUACUGCAGCAUUGUGAGGAGUAAGCAGCAGCUGAUCCGAGUGCAGGUCAAAGCCAGUGAGAACGCGGACGACGCUACAUUGAGUGCACUCGUCUUAAACAAGUUACAGCAGAUGCUGAGCGAUCAGGACGUCACACUCACAUGGAGGAAACAACCGGACGGGAAAAUCUUCCAGAAGAAAAAGACCAGGAACGCCAGUCCUCCAGUUUGCUGAAGUCAUGUUCUUUAUGGAGUGACACUUAUCUCAAACCUAAGCUAUAUUUCAUUCUUAGUUGUAGUCUACAGAUAUCUGAAUUAUACUAGAUGAAUUAGUACAGUCAGUAAACUCCGUCAGUACACUCAAAUUCGUUUUUCAAAUUCAAAUGCUCCCAUGUUAAUCUUCUAUCUCUCCUGACUGCUUUGUCGGACAAAAUGGCCGAUCAUGGCGAAGUAUGAUUGGUCAGAUUACCUGUCAAUCAAGCUCCACGGGAAGCGUCAAUUACUCCAUAGCCUACUCAUUAAUUCAAUAAUUAUCAAACAAUGAGAGAGUGCUCUGGAGUAAUCGUAAAUCCCCAAGUGCAUCGAAGACGAAUUACACUUUUAUCUAGAUUUACCAGAUUACACUGCAACGUAAGUGUAAUAUAAGGAUUUGAUUGUACUCUAUUGUACUCAUUUUUUGUUUAACUACAAACACAUUGACAUUAAAAACAUUGCAUCUCGCUGUAUUAAUAAAAACAUAGCAUAGUUGUAUUAAUUUGGAUUAUUCAGUUCCCCAGGACCUGCAAAAGAAAUUG